UUUGGAAUUGUGGGAUAGCCAACAUAUUUUCAAAACACAAUGGCGCGUGACUUAAAUCCAGUCGGAGUCACACGGCAUUGUAGUAAGGCAGCAAUGAAAGAUAGUCACACAUAACCUUAGGGAGCAAGGAUGAAAUUGGAAUUAGAAGUUUUGGCAUCCACUGCCAUCAAAAGAAAGAAACCAUGGCCAAGGUUUGCCUGGCUGGGGGAGAGCAGUGCUAGUUUGUUUCUGCUUGAUACACACAGAGCCAGUGUGCUGUUUCUACCAUCAGGGAAAACCAAGAAGAAAGUUCCAAAAUUACAUCAACUGCUAGAGGAUACAAGUGCUCUCAACCAUUCAGAUAAUGGCCAUUUUCUGGUUGGUUUGCUAAAAUCUGGAGAUGUGUUCUUGUGGCACAAAGACAAGGCUUUGCUGAAGAUUGUCCAUGGUGUCCCAGAUCUAGUCAACCAAGGGAAUGGGGAAACCUCCAUAAAACCAUCCAUCUUUAUUUCCAAUGAUGCCAGAAGAAUACUGGUUGUAAUUGGCAGGAGAACCCUGUUUUUAUGGGAGUUGAACCAUAAGCAGAAUGUGUUUGCUCCCAGACAGGCAGAUGUCCAGGGCACAUGGUCUUGUAUACAACACAGUUACACUGUAGAAUUACCCAUGGUCCAAUGCAAGGAGACCAGUAUCAGUGCAGUGUUUUAUCAGCAUCAGGUUAUUGGUGACUGCCUACAGUGUUCAUUUGCCUUUUCUGGCCAUGGCAUGCUGAUCAUCACCACAGUGCUAUUUAGAUGGUUUGAACAGGCGAACAUUUACACUUUGGGGCAGCCUACUUACUCUGUGCAAUGGACCAUGCUUCAGGUCCCAUGGUCAGAUCUUGGUCCAAGGUGCAAAGCAAUCAGGUCCAAAGGUGCUGUUCUUGCAUGUCAGUCACAUGGCGGUCAUGUGCUUGCUGUGGCUGUCAAUCAAAAGAGGUCACAUGACACAAAGAUAUUGUUUGUAUCUCCAUUGACAGACACUGUUAUAGCAACAGAUAUGGAGGGAUGUGGAGCUAGAGCUCACAGGGAAGGAAGGUCUUACUGGAUUUCUGACCUGAAGUGGACAUCAGAUGACCUGUUUGUGGUCUGUAUGACCAAGCAAGGAUUCCUGUGUGUAUUGAGUCGGCUGGGAGAGCCUGUCCACCUGCAGACCAGUGGCUGCUCUGUGGAAAUGGGACCUGCACAGUUUCUGCCACUGCAUCCUUUGAUUUCUAUCAGCCCAACGCGCCAGCAGGAAAAUGUUAACCCUUCAGAAUCACAAGAUUCUGUGCAUUCUGACAAAGACCUCAUGAGGCAGAGGUUUUCUGUGGCCAUCCAUCCAAAAUUUCCUGUGUUUCUUUGCUCUGAUGGCUACCUUGUGACAGUCCUGCAGCUGGCAGACAAUGUUCAGAGUGACAGUGUAGAACUUCCAGAACAGUCCUAUGUCCGUAUGGUGAAGGGUUUCUUGAAGGAGUCCAACCAGCAGUUGAGGAAAAUCAAGGAACAACAGAAUAUGCAAUUAACACUAGGGGGGACUAUGAAUCUAACUUUAAAGGAUACCGUCAGGUCAAAGUCUAAGAAAUGGAAGCAACUAGGUCUUGCCAUAAAGGCCACCAGCACUCCAGCAGCUAUCAGAAACAAAAAUAAGUUCAAACUAGAAGAGCUUGAAGGUACACUCAACACAACAUUGGGGAGUGAAGCCAGCUUGGAUGGUAACACAGGAAAACUUACUCCAUUUGGUCCAGCACUGAACAUGGAAUCUGGAAAGGUUAUAUUUGCUGAACAGGAUGCUUUUAAUGCAACAUCAGAGAGCAUGGCCAUGUUGACCCUUGACCCAGUUGCCAUGACACAGCAAGCUGUAGAUGAAGCACAGGUGGCACUGCUGUCUGCAUGGAAUUUGAUUGUGUCAUGUAACCUCACCUGGACUGUAGAACUAGAGCGUACUGCUUUCAGCACACUGCUGAAUAUAGUCAAACUGAUCUCAGCUAUCUUGAAAAGUCCACCAGAGGCUAGUCUCAGUGCCAAGUCAAGACCUGGGGCUCAGGCAUCAGAUGGGAAACUAAACCCCAGACUACUCAGAGUUCUGCAGAUUGUUAGAAAAGUUCUGGCAGUGCUUAGCUUUGAUACAUUGAGUCAGAACCUGAUACCAUGCUCUUUACGUUUUGUCCAAAGAGCUGUCCACUGUGUCUUGCAUUCCACUGAAAGUUUAGACAGUGGUGCUAAUAAGGGAGAUCUCAUAAGGUGUGCUUUGGCCAUUGUGAUGACCGCUCGGACUGUGCUGGACAAAGUUUACACAUGGCUGCCAUGUCGACAUGAAAGAUCAAAUGGAACAAAUUUCUUCCAGCAGGCUUGUUGCACCCAUGUUGUUGAACCUGCUGUGAUGGUUGGUAGGAGAAGGAGGGGAUACAGGUUAGAAGGGUUCAGUGAGGUGGAAAUAGUGGAGGGUGAAGCAUUGGGAAAUCCACCAGCAAAGGAAGAGGAUGGAGGUGACAAAAUGGUGGUUCAACCUUUAGCUGAGGAAGAUGGUGGGAGAUCUCAAACUAGAGAAAAAAAGAAAGGGAAAGAAGCCCCUUUGCCAACAUCAGAAGAAGAUGGAGAGAGAAACAUGCCUGUUGUUGUCUUUCAGCCAUUGAAGCAGACCACAAAUGGACCCUCUAGGAGAUUGAGUCCUACUUUGAAGAAACUACUCAAGCAUAUUGCUAAGCAUUUGUCUUCCCUGAUCUCAUCGAAUGCCAAGGGAUCAGAGAUACGCAAAGCCAAGCAACUUGUGUGCACUGCCCAGAGGCUGUUGCAAGCAUGGAACGGGUCAUGUGAAACGCAUAAACACAGAAGAAAAGUCCAAGAGGGGGACAAGCUGAGUAUUGUGGGUGCUCAUGAGCAGGCUCUGGAAAAGUGGGAAGUGCAGCUUGCUGGCCUGGAGGAUACCAAUAACAUCCCAGGUCCCCAUCGCACCAGACUGCAGUUAGCCAUUCUGUUUACCACUGUUCUGAAAGGAGAUCUGUCAUCAGCCCUGGAGCAGGCUGAGGGUUGUGUCAGGUAUGCCAGGGGACUGGAAGAAUUUGGUGCCAUUCAAAGCUCUACUUUGCCAGAUCACAUUUCUCAGGACCCAGCUGCUGGUGAGGAGAUACCGUUUAUUGGUACCGGUGGAUGCCGCAGUGUGGUGCUGUCUCUUGCCAGGUUCAUGGCAGCUUACUUCACCAAUGGUGCCCCCUAUGUGUUCCCUCCCCACUCUCCACAGCCACUGCCAUACCUCCACUUACAGGAAUCUCAGGAAUUUUACAGAAAUGGCCACUGCAGGCAGCUGACCAUAGAAAAACGACAGAUUACAGAUCUGAUAAAACUGCAGUCCCUGAGCUCUGUGUUCACGCCAGAGUGGGCCAUGGAGUACCUGUUACUGUGUGGCUCACUGGCAGAGGCUGUGUGGUUUGCCAGUAAGAUGGGGGACUGGAAGACAGCUUUUGUACUCUCUGUGGCCUGCAGCAUUUUCAGGAAGAUAAAGCCAGAUGUUAAUGUGAGAGCUGGUCUGAUCCUGGGUCUCCCUGUUGACCUGAAACCCAUGUCUAUCAUGAAAGCAAUGUUCAGGAAGCUGCUUAGACCAGUCAGGGAGGCUUGUGACAAGAGAGGUGAAAAUUCUGAGGAGCCUGCUUCCCUGCAGAAAACUCCAUCUGUGGCCUCCUUACAGAUAGAUGACGAGACCAACCUGGACCAGCUGACCCGGACCAUGAAUGAUCUCCUGAUGGCCGGAGCUCUGGCCAAAGUGGACAUCACACCCUGGCUACUGGGCUGUCUGCUGGACAGGCUCAAGGUGGCCGUAGCCAGUUUCCCCACCUUGGUUCCCCAGGGUGUGUAUCUGCCUGCCCCACCUCUGUACUGUCCACAGCCAGCAGUAACCUCUGAGGAGGAAUGGUCUGAAGAAGUCCGAGAGGAGAUGAUCAGGAGAAAAGAGACGUCCAGUUUAAUCCAGCUGAUCACAGUUGUGAUGAGGGCCUCCCACACUGCCCUACCUGCUGCUGUGUGGUAUGUGAAGGAGCUGGCACCUAUACAGGAUAUCUUAAUCAAGGGUGAAAGGAAGGACACCCUGGUCACACUGCCAGACACCCUGACCACCUUCCAGAGCCUUGUCUCAGUUAUUGAUGGCCACACUGACCAUUGGUCAACACUCCACACCCUAGCUUGUUUUAGGGACUUCUGUGGCUUGGUCUGGUUACUACACGUCAGAGAAAAACUCUCUGUAGCUCUUAGGAAGGAUUAUGAUGUGCUUUGUAGCAAGGAAUACUUGCAGACUGGACGCCUGAUGGAGGAGACAGACUGGUUAAACCAGUGCACUGUCAGUCUGAACUGGGCUCUGCACAUGCUUCCAUUCAGUCACUUCUUGCAGAAUGAGAGUGACAUCUAUGAUAUUGUUCUCUCUGUGCUAAAGGAGCUUCAACCAACACAGGAUGUGGCAGACAUUUUGGCAGAACAUUUUCGCCACCUGGAUGAUUUUGAUCCAGAGCUGCAGGAUAAAGUGGAAAGAACAUUAAAAGAAUGGCAGGGGAUUUUCUUAGACAGUACUCCCUCUAUCAUUAAGGAAAGGAGUAAUUUGUUAGGGAAGUCUCCCAAAGGAAAAACAUUAUCAACUUACUACCAUAAGCAAGUCAACCAUUAUGAGAGGGUGCUUGAAAGGAAAAAGAAACUCCUGGGUGCUUAUGAUGAAUUUGUCAGUUUUGUUGAAGAUGAGAAUGCAAUGGGCAAGGAUGCCACUGUGAUUGGCUCAAGACCUCAUGAGAGAGAGGAAGCUUUUAUAGAUUUCCUGGAUACAUUCUACGCAAUAACCUUCUCUAAGUUAUUAGACAGCGAUGAAGUGCACCAGCGUCCUCUUUUGUCACCAUUUGCUUCCGAGCUAAGGAAGCAGGAAUUAGGGUCACUGGCUCACAAGGCAGUUUUGAGCCUGCAGUUAAAACAUCAGUUUACUUCAACUGCCAGUGACAGCAAGCCACCAGAGUCUCCCUCUCCAUCUACUGGUCCACCUCCUGCUUAUACUAUUGAUAAGGAUGACCAGUCAAUGCCAACACCUUCCUCGAGCAAAAGACCUUCAGGAGGUCUGUUUAGGAGCCAAAGUCAUACUAAUAUCAGUGGACACUCUCAAGAGGGAAACAAAGUCACAAUUGUUACUCCAAUUACUAAGAAACGAUUUGACAGCUCUGGCCAAGAGAAUGGCACAGAUUCAUCAAAUACUGUUGUGAAGAAUAAACAGAAGGUCAGUUUUAAAGGUUUGAGUAAAGCAGUUGCUGGUCUGCACCCAAGAAAGAGUCGGAGUCUUACUGACCUCACUGGCAAAAGUUCAGGCAGACAAACACCAGUGACACCUAUAAUCCAACAAGGAAGGAGCUUGUCUGAUUUGAGACCAAGCUCGAGAUCUGGGUCAGUGACUCCCUCGUCAGCAAGGGCACAAGCCAGUCCAAGAUUUAAGUGGUUUCUUCACACAAGGCUGAACUACAGUGAGACAUAUACCAAAGUUUCACAACUGCUGGAAUGGCUGACCAGGUGGGCUGGAAAACACCAUUCCUUUUCUAUCAUGGGAGAUGUCAUGUCUGAGUCCAAAAUUACAGUCAGGGUCAAAGUACAUCCACAGAUGAUUCUGCACUCUUUGUGGCUAUUGGAAAACAAGUAUUACCCAGAAGCACCAGGACAAAGAGAUGACAGUGUUGUUUCCAAACAGAUUCAAGUCAGACAAGGAGAAAGACCAAGGAAAGGAGGAAAGCAAGGCAAGAUAUCAGAAAUGAAAUGGAAUAAGAAUGGACAAGAUUUUACCGUUUCAUCUACAAGGAUUCAAAAACCAGAAAAACCAUUCAUCUCUGCAAAAGAUCAACCAGGCAAGACAUCACCUAAUGUGAAAGCAAUGACAAAUGAGCAGAAAUGGAAAGCACAAGAUGCUACAAGUUUAAUGAAUGCUCAUUUGCAAAGAUCUAAACCCAGAGUCAGUUGGGUAACGGGAUAUGAUUCAGUUGGUAAUGCGCCACAGUUAGCCAAAAAUUACAUGACCAACACUUACCCACCAAUAGGGGGAGCUGUGUCUCCUUUCAAGACGGAUCUGUCAGGGAAUCAGCAGAGUUUGUUGCCUGCUACUAAGAAACCCACCCCACCAUUAACUAAGCAGGAUGAAGUUGUUUCUUUUGAUCCUGAGAGUGAGUCUACUACAACAGGUCCAGUACCUGCCAAGAAGCUCAGCUUUCAAAAUAUGACAGAGUCAUUCUCAAGGGAGCGAACUGGAGGGACACCAGAAGAUGGGGCACCCGAGGAUGACAGCAGCACCUUAGAUGUCAGCUCCUUAGCUGAGGAUGAAGUAGAUGUUGUUGGCAGCACCAUGAAAUCUGAAAAAUCACAGACUUUGGCUGUUGAAGAUCUUACAACAACAAGACCCUCACAAUCCAAUGUACCUCAACCCACAGAUCAGCCACUGAGAGGAGACAUUGAAAAUCAACAGCAAAUUGGAGCACUUGGGACCCAGCAACUUGUCGGGUUGACGAAUGCAUCUCAGCAGUUAAGUGGGAAUGUUGAUUUGGUCCAACAACUGCAAAAUGUGGUUCGUGGAGAAUUUAGGAGAAUCAUGGAGAUUCAACAGUCUAGUCUACUAGCCAUGAUGGGAGCUAUAGAUGUUGUCUCCUCACAGAGUGCAGUGACUUCUACAGGACAGACUGUGGCACCAUCUAUUGGCAUGGUUCCUCAGCACCAGAAGACAGCCACCAUGCAGCUGCCCCACCAGGUACCACAUUUGUCUGGAACUGAAAGUAGAUCCAGGGAAGCAGGAGCUGUUGAGACAGGAAAUAUGGUUGAGGUGAACACACAGACUACUCCACAACCUGCAGGCAGGAGAAGCCGUUCCAAGAGCAGUGAUUCAAACACAUAUGGCACAGGCUCUAAAACUGAGCAGUCUUCGCAGACAGUUACACCCACUCAGGUGGUUGGUGGUGAGUCAAGGUCAGGCUCAAAGUCCCUGAAGCAAAGGGAGAAAGAAAGCAGGGCAAUUUUUGGCGGAGCCUUAAGAGAGCUACAGAACCUGCAGGAGGAGACCAGGCACAGUCCUCAAGGUCGGCAUCAAGGUCAUGCUGUGUUUGGACUUGGUGGUGUUGGUAGAGGUGUGAUUAAAGAAGAUAGUCUGCUGUCUAAGUUCCCUCUGCUCAGACUGCCUGGAAUUGGAGAAAAGGAGAAUGCUGAGGCUACUGCCAUGUUUGCUGGCCAGCCUAGAAUUCCUAACAUGCUGCGUCUUGCUGCUGAAAAAGAGACAGAUGCUCAGUUGUUGAGGUUUCCCAAAUUUCCUGCACAGAAUCCAGAAGGGCCCCAGCAACCGAAAGGGUACACUACUCAUGCCCCUAUGCCUAUACUGAGACGUGAUGACACAUAUCAGGCCUCACAGCUUAUGAGGGGCUAUUUCAGACCACCAUCAUCUCUGCCUCAUGAUGUCAGACAGUAUGCUGAAGGCACGAGAGUACAAAGCAGGCCUCCCAAUGUGAGCAUGACUGCACCACAGGUCCAUAAUGGCAGCACACACCCACUAUCUCAGCGCCUAGGCAUCCAGCUGCUUCACCUGACUGAUGACCACCCCAUGGGUCCCCAUCGCUUUCUUGGAGCCAGAGACAGUGGCGCCAUCUAUCCUGGUGUACCUGCUGAGACUUUGAUAGAAUAUGAACAACAGAAAAGACAAAAAGAGCUGUUGAAACAGGAACACCUCAAGGCUUUCCAAAGGCAGGCAAUGACUCAGCAUGCUCAAAACCAGCAGAGGGAGCUUGGAUCAGUGUUGCUAAAAGUUGAUUUUGACCAUCUCACCAAUAGGGACCAACAAGAUCAACUGGAGAAGAAAGAAGAAAUUUUUGAAAUGGAGAGAAGAAAUGAUAUUAAGAGGAAAAAAAGAAGACAGAAGAAAAAAGAAAUUAAAGAUGCUAGUAGCACUGAGUCUGAACAGAUUUCUCUCCCGAGCAAUGUGAUACGUGUGACACCAAGGACCACAGAAGUUCCACCAACCAAAACUGUUGAUACUUCUUCAUCUCAGCAGCCAAUCAGAGUCACUGUGUCAUCCUCUGCUGUCCAGACAGAAGAAGCAGAUGAGGAGACAGUCCUGAACAUUCACAGUGGAUUUGCCAUUCCACCUGGAACUUUUGAUCAUUACUUAGAUCAUCCUUCUGCAGACAGUCAGCCCACAAAUGCUUCACUUCACUAUAAAGCAACUCAGGGAGUUAAACCAAGAAAGAAGGUAGAGUUUGCCACCAUGACCACAGACCUGGCAGACAGUGGCACCAUGACAGAACAAUGGGAGGAAGAACCAAGAUAUACUGCAGAGGCUGCCACCAGUAUCACCAGAGAUACAGGUACAGACCCAGUGAAGGAGGCAGUAGAUGACUACUUCAGGGCCACUAGACCUUCCAUGUUGCCACCUGACAUCUUCCUUGGUCUGAGGUUUGGUGAUAUAGAUGGAGACAGUGCUGAGCACAGUGCACCUUCCACUGGGGGAAAAGGGCAGGGUCGCUCUUACAUAAAUGUCAUAGACAUGGAUGGGGCAAGUAUUGAUGACCUCAUAGCCUCAGUGCAGGAGAAAGGAAGUGUUGAUGAACCUAGGAGACCCAUAGAUCAAAUACCAGAAAGGGAUACGACAGUGACAUCACCCCCAAAACCGUCCAUCAGGUCAUCUCUACUUCACAGUCCCGGGAGACGGACAGAGGAACUAUCUCCAGGGCCUGAUCCACUCACGUCAAGGAUGCUGGCUCCAACACAAAUGGAUAGAAAUGAAGAAGAGGUGAUGGUACCUCUGGCUGUGGAGUUAUCCAAGCAGAGCAGGCAGCAGUCCAAGGCAGGUAUAGCUAGAAGACUACAGGAGAUGAACCAGCAACUGAAGGCCAUUGAUGUCAUGUCACAGAACAUGGAGACUGACUUCAAGAACACAAGACUGCUGCUGCACACUGUAGAAAGCCUUGGAGAGGCACUAACACCAGAAACACGCCAGUCAGAAUAUCCCCCAGCCAGAGUAGCUCAACAACCCCAGCAGGUGCCUGGUGACUCCUUGGAGCCACCUGUCCCUCUGAGACCAUCUGAUGUGAAAAGGAUGAGGUCUGAUGACCAGAUGUCCACUGUCCAGGCUGACGAGGAAAGAGCAGUUGAAGAUGGCUUGACCAAUGAGGAUAGGAUACAUGCUAUAAGAGAAAGACUGGGCAAGAGAGAUCAACAUCAGAGGUCCAUAGCAGAGGAGGAAGAAAAAGCUGACAGUACGAAAGAUUUAACUGGUGUCAGUGGAGUGAGUGAUAUCAUUGGGGAGCUGCUUAACGAAGGCGAGAUUGGUGCAGAGGAGCUGGGGCUGUCCCAAACUGAGGCCAAACGAAUGGCUGACAAAGCAAAGAAAUCUGACAGGCUAACCAUAGGGGAUGACUUCCCUCCAACAGAUCUAAGUCUAGAACAGAUGGAGGACAUAUUCAACAAGCCGUCCCCCAGGGAUAAGGGAAGAAUGAGCCCUGAGAAAAGGAAACAGCUACAUGAGUGGUCUGCUAAGAAACGCCAUGAGAGGUUGGAGCAGUACAAGAAGGAGAAAGAGGAAUUGAGAGAAAGGGAGAGGACACCUUACAAGCCUCCUGAAGGUGUCCCUGUCAUGGCCACAUCUACUUUCAAAGAGAUCAAAACUGUUGAGAAAAAGCGAGAAGAAGAAAAGAAACAGCGACUGCAAGAAUUUACUGAGAAGCGUGAAAAACUGGCCCAUCAGCUAAUGAGUGACAUUGUUGCUGAUAAACUUGACCUCCCAAAAGAAGAACAUGAAAUCACAGAGAGAACUGAGAAACGACAAAGAAGACCUACAUCAAAAGCAGCAGGAACACCCACAAAAAAGAAGAAACCUGCUACAGCACCCCCUGGUAGUAGACAAGGAUACUCUAUACCCAACCGACAGAGGGCAGUGCAGGGUCAAGACCAAGACAGAUUGGUUAUCACUUCUGAAGAUUAUCUUACACUAGAGGAUAACUAUGAUGACAUGAUUUAUCAUAAAUAUCCCCAAGGGAGUCCAGAAACAUUUAAUGCCUGGGCAAGACCAAGGACAUAUGAAGGCACCGGGCAAUUGUCAGACAUUAGGGAGGCGGAGGAAGUUGUCCAUAAGCCUGAGGCCAGUGGCCACAGGCCUGUGAUAAAAUCUUACACUGAUUUAGUUAAAGUUCAGAGACCUGAAGUAACAAGAAGAAAACCAUCCCCAGUCCCCCAUGAUAAAUCUCAGGACUACUUAGGUGCCACUCAGACCAUUAGUAAACCUAAAAGUUCUUCCCUCAAAUCUCUACAAAGAUUAUUUGGGACAAAACGUAUCCCGGGUCUACAGAAGACACAAGUAAGAGAGUCACCAAGAGUUGUGAAGACGUACACGGAGAGACUUCAGGAGAUGAAAAAACCUGCUACUAUCACACCAGGAAGAGGAUCUGACACUCCUCAGAGUAGGAGACUUAGAGCAACAACACCACUUCACACCACUCCGUCCAGGCAGCAUGGUAUCCGUCCAGAGAGGGGUCCUCGCAGAAAUACCCUCACAUAUGCUCAACAACUACAGCAACUUUCUCCUCCCAAGAAACACACUGGAAGAGGGUCCUCUGCAGGGAUUGUAACCCCAAGAACCACUCCAUCCCUGAGAUCUCACAGGCCUGCCCACAAACCUAAGACCUAUUCACAGCAGCUACAGGAACUGCAAGCCAAGGCACCACAUGGAACAUACAGGGCUGCCUAUUCGCCCACACCUAGCAUACAGUACCAGACCCCACCCUUACGCAGUCUAGUCCGGCCACGUCCCUAUGCUGACCCAUACCGUCCAGUAUCUGAGCCAGACAUAUCUGAAGCAGACUCUGUGGUCAGUCCCUGGAGUGUAGAUGAGGAUGUUAAAAGAAUUCUUUAUGAUGGUCAGGAAGGCAUCGCAGCAGGAGGUGCCAGUGUUUAUGCAGAGUCUGAUGACCUGGACUAUUUGACUGGAGCAGACUAUACCAAUGCUGUGGACAUAGCAGAUAUAGAGGGCGCCGCAACAAUGACAGACCUGGCUUCUGUCAGCAGUGGCAGCAUAAUGAGUGUUAUCGACUGGGACCAAGUGGAUCAGAUUAUUGCAGAUGUAAAAUGACUGUGAUUAUUGAAAAAUGACCCACACUAAGAGUCUGUGAAAAGCAUAAUGAAUGAACUCUGAACAUGGAUAUGAUAAAAAAAAACUUCAACUUGUGCUUUGUUUCUGUAUGGUUUAGGUUUUUAAUUUAGCAGAUGAUCUUGUCAGCUGGUGGGACACAAGCCAGCUGAAUGCCUCUUUCAUUUGUCAUUAUUUUAUAAGUUAUAUUACAGCAAUGCAUAGAUGCUCAUUCUGCUGUCUGUUAUCCAGACCACAAUAAAAGAAACUGUUGCAUAGUCAUCAAGUCAGUACCAUUGGCUUUCAAAAUAAAUUAGCCUUAAUGUGGAGGAAACAUCUGUGUGGUUAUUCUGUAUGAUUUUUUUCUAACGGAUGUAGUGUUAUCUGUAUCAAAAUUCGCAAAUACAUUUAUUUGGGUAUAAUGACUACUGUAUCACCAAUUUGGCAUAGUAAUUAAUUUUUACCCCAUUGUCAUUGAUUUCAAAACUAUUUUGGAGCUGCAGUAAAGCAAUGGAAUUUUUUCUUGAUAAGGCUGGCAGACGGCUGACACCCUCAUGGUUGAUAGUUGGAAACAAAUUUAACAGGAUAGCCAAAUCAAAAUGAAGCUCAGAGCAACACUGUGGAAAUAUCUUGAGAUCUUAUUCAUGGUCUUGGUUGUUGUAGUUGUAAAAUCACUUCAUUAUUUAUUGCAAAUGCUUCUAAUACUUUCUGAAGCUGUGCUAUGCCUACAGCUAGUACAGAUGGAACUACAUUUAAAGUCAUAUUCUUUCAUUACUUUAAUUUACUCUCUACCAAGGCCAGCUUGGUAAUUACAUCAUUUCUUGGUUUCUGUGCAAAAAUUCUGAAUGUACAGAGAUUUGCACAGAAUUAGUCACAGAAAUGUAUGAAUAUGCAGCAAUAGGAUUUUUAAUUAA
This is a messenger RNA of Lingula anatina, 12011 nucleotides long. RefSeq lists its product as uncharacterized. NCBI's taxonomy places the organism in Eukaryota, Metazoa, Brachiopoda, Lingulata, Lingulida, Lingulidae. The record is from RefSeq and is a predicted model, not a curated record.